UUAUAAGACGGGGCGAGGCGGGUGGGGGAAGGAUCCUGCCCAGGAUGUCUGCGUGUCUGGAGAGCCGUUCUAGAGACAAUGGCCCCGAGGGAAUGGACCCCGAUGGCAUCAUUGAGAGCAACUGGAAUGAGAUCGUUGACAGCUUUGACGACAUGAACCUGUCGGAGUCCCUGCUGCGGGGAAUUUACGCCUAUGGAUUUGAGAAGCCCUCCGCCAUCCAGCAGAGAGCCAUUCUUCCUUGUAUCAAGGGUUAUGAUGUCAUUGCACAAGCUCAGUCUGGUACUGGGAAGACGGCCACCUUCGCCAUUUCUAUCCUCCAGCAGAUCGAGCUGGACCUCAAGGCCACCCAGGCCUUGGUGCUGGCCCCAACCCGAGAGUUGGCCCAGCAGAUCCAGAAGGUCGUGAUGGCCCUCGGGGACUACAUGGGGGCCUCCUGCCACGCCUGUAUUGGGGGCACCAAUGUCCGGGCCGAGGUGCAGAAGCUGCAGAUGGAAGCGCCCCACAUCAUUGUGGGGACUCCGGGCCGUGUCUUCGACAUGUUGAACAGGAGAUACCUGUCUCCCAAAUUCAUUAAGAUGUUCGUCCUGGACGAGGCCGACGAGAUGUUGAGCCGGGGAUUCAAGGAUCAGAUUUACGACAUAUUCCAGAAGCUGAGUGGGAACACCCAGGUGGUGCUCCUGUCGGCCACGAUGCCGAUGGACGUCCUGGAGGUGACGAAGAAGUUCAUGCGGGACCCGAUCCGCAUCCUGGUGAAGAAGGAGGAGCUGACCCUGGAGGGCAUCCGGCAGUUCUACAUCAAUGUCGAGAGAGAGGAGUGGAAGCUGGACACCCUGUGUGAUCUCUACGAGACCCUGACGAUCACCCAAGCCGUGAUCUUCAUCAACACCCGCAGGAAGGUGGACUGGCUCACCGAGAAGAUGCAUGCCCGGGACUUCACCGUCUCUGCCAUGCAUGGAGACAUGGACCAAAAGGAGCGUGAUGUAAUCAUGCGUGAAUUUCGCUCCGGCUCCAGCCGGGUCCUCAUCACCACUGACCUGCUGGCCCGUGGGAUUGACGUUCAGCAGGUGUCUCUCGUCAUCAACUACGACCUGCCCACCAACCGGGAGAACUACAUCCACAGGAUCGGCCGAGGGGGCCGCCUCGGCCGCAAAGGGGUGGCCAUCAACAUGGUGACCGAGGAGGACAAACGCACCCUGCGUGACAUAGAGACCUUUUACAACACCUCCAUCGAGGAGAUGCCCUUGAACGUGGCCGACCUCAUCUGAGCGCCCCCCGGUGGGCGCCCCGGGCGCUGCCCCGCCAGCCGCUGUCACGCGCCGGCUGCAGACUCUCUCUCUCUCUCUCUCUCUCGUUUUUUAAUUAUUUUUCCUUUUUUUUUUUUUUGGCUUUUGAAUAAAUGUCACUUUUUGGAGGUGAGAAAAAUCCAAUUUAGUGUUUCGUGGCAUUUCUCUGGUCUCUGUCCACUUCUCGCUGUCCUGCCGCUCGCGCCCCGAGGCCAAAACUGGGGGGGGGACCCGGAGCCUCCUUUAACUGGAGUGGGGGCAUCCUGGCUUGUGGUGUCCCCCCUCCCCCCCGUUUCCUUCGUGUUCCUAGAAUAGGCGGUGGCCGGACUCCUGGGUUCUCUUCAGCUAGCGCAGAACCCAGGCGUCCUGGCUCUGAUCCGCUACAGAGCUGAGGUUAGAACCCAGGCAUCCUGGUUUGGGGUCCCUCCUUUAAUUUGGGGAGGAGGGGGCAGAUGGGACGCUGGCUCCUACUUCUGUCCCCUGUAUCCACUAAUGCCCCCCCCCACACAUGCUCUCUGGGAUUUGCCGGGUUCUAUCCCAGCUCCAGUGUAGAACCCAGGAGUCCUGCUGUCCUAGCCCCCCACAGAUCUGGCCGUCUCUCCUAACGAGGCCCCCCCCCCAAAGCUACACCACCCUGAUCCUGGUGCUAAAUCGAACUGCUUGCAAGUCGGACCUACCUCAGGGUUGGUAGCUGUCAUGGGAGGGAGCCCCCCCAAAAUCAGUUGCCCCCCAAAAAAGCAACAGUAAGCUGGAAAUUUGUCGUACCCUCCCCACCCAUCCAACAAAAUUGUGUGCGACCUUUUUACUUUCUUUUUGUAUAGUAUUUAUUGAAAGGAAACGAACGUACCAAAUAAAAAUCUUCUUGCAAAAUG
Messenger RNA from Caretta caretta (loggerhead turtle), 2155 nucleotides. RefSeq names its product eukaryotic translation initiation factor 4A1 (gene EIF4A1). NCBI's taxonomy places the organism in Eukaryota, Metazoa, Chordata, Testudines, Cheloniidae. The record is from RefSeq and is a predicted model, not a curated record. Gene Ontology annotation, molecular function: ATP binding; nucleic acid binding; RNA helicase activity.